CGAUCCAUCUUUCAAUAUAUGUAUUUCUGCCUUACACGAAAACUAUCAUCGUACUCGCUUCCAACGAUGCGUGGCCAGCGUUCGUUUUUAUGGCUAAGAGGUUUGUCGCUCAUAAGUCAAACGUGAGAGAUCAAGGCUGUUCGUGUUGUUGUCAGUCAGGGAGCAUGCAUAUACCACAGGACACGGCGGCGGCUGCGGUAAUCUGAAGUCGGCAUCUAUGCCAAAGCCUGCGCCUCGUAAAUUGUGACAUAUUAGAGUAGAACAAAUGUCCAACAGCACGACUGAACCGUUACUAUACGGAGGGGGAAGCCAUCCGGUCAACCGAAAGUUCCGGGAUGCCUCAGAUUGGAGUUCGGACAAAGCGGGAAAUGAUGUUGCACGAGUCUGUUCACCGAGACCGCAUGGCUUCAAACGGUAGUUUUCAACCCGUCAUACCUGGGUCCUUUCACCAGUUGUAUGAAUUUUCGUACAGAAGAACGUACGGCCAGGGGGAGGUCGAGAAACAAAGCUUCCUAUGUAUACCGUAGUCGGGGACGACGAUUGAUGCUGAGAGCUAAUACCCACGGACUUCCAAGGCGAUGGUCUCUGUCAAAAUUGCCGAUGUGUGCGUGACGGUCUAUGUUGCGGUUGCUGCGGGUUGUGCCUUUGCCUGAAAAUGUCAGCGAGGUCGUAAAGACUUUUGACUCAUGAUAGGGUGGGAUGGGCGUCGGUAUCAUGUACUCCACGACAAGUAAUAGUUGCCGCAGCCUUCUGAGCCAAAGGAGAAAACGAUGCGGGCAUGAUUACAGCUCCCGCCGCCGGUCUUCCGUCGCCCACAGAUUGGAACGCCAGGAGAGUGAAUACGAGACGGAAGACAAUGCAGGAACAACAUGUACGAGUUUGUUGCAGCCCUUGAGACCAUUUCCCCUCACGGAAUGCGCCAUAGCACCGUAAGUUAUCUUCGGAAGAAAGAACAGGUGGCAGGUCA
Stereum hirsutum FP-91666 SS1 is the source of this 967-nucleotide messenger RNA. RefSeq lists its product as uncharacterized. The transcript has 7 exons. The record is from RefSeq and is a predicted model, not a curated record. NCBI's taxonomy places the organism in Eukaryota, Fungi, Basidiomycota, Agaricomycetes, Russulales, Stereaceae. The coding region runs from base 700 to 933 and encodes 77 amino acids.